Daldinia caldariorum is the source of this 855-nucleotide messenger RNA. RefSeq lists its product as uncharacterized. Lineage: Eukaryota; Fungi; Ascomycota; Sordariomycetes; Xylariales; Hypoxylaceae. The transcript has 4 exons. The record is from RefSeq and is a predicted model, not a curated record. The coding region runs from base 159 to 704 and encodes 181 amino acids.
GGUAGAAACAACACACCACCAAAUUCAAAAACGUCAUCACAUUUAUAAAAGUUAACUACUGGAACUGUAUCCUUCGCUGAAAUUUAAUAUUUAAGAUUUAUAUACUAUUUACUUCGCACUACCUCUUAAUCCGAAAUAGAAACAAGUAUAAAAAAAACAUGUCGCAUAUCCUUCUUACCUUAGCUCCUUACCAGGUCUUAACCUACGGUACAUUGCUUGGAACGCAGGUCUUCCACACUUUCAUCAACUCCAUACUCUCCUUCAAAGUCCUCGAGCGACCUCAAUUCGCUACCUUACAACGCGCCGUCUUCCCCGCCUAUUUCGGCAUCCAGACCGCAGCCCCCGUGCUCCUCGCCCUGACGUAUCCUGGGAGUAAGAACCCCUUCGGCGUCCCCUCGAGCUUAGCAGGCGUGUUCCACCCGUCAAACCGCUGGGGGGUGCUUGUACCGCUCGGCACCAUCUUCGUAACAGGGCUCGUCAAUUUAACGUACCUACUUCCCGAGACGAAUAAGAUGACCGACCUAAGGCGAGAGCAAGAAAAGAAGGAUGCCAAAGCAAGCUACGAAAAGGGUGCCCACUCCGAGGAGAUGGCCGUGCUGAACAAGAAGUUCGGACAACUCCACGGCAUCUCUUCGCUUACUAACCUCAUCACGCUCAUUGCGACAAUCGUCUACGGAGUUAACCUAUCUUCCCGCCUCGAGUAAGACGGAAACCAAUAACUGUUAUCUAAUGACUCACGUGCACAUGAAUGAAAGGAAAUGGGAGAUGAGGUAAAUAUUCAACAUUGGAAGCUGUCAAUUAUCAAUGAGUCUAAUACGAGGUAUUUCGUACAUAUGAAAAUUGGGGAACCAGACU